AUGAGGGGUUUGAUGUCAGAAAAAGAGACUUUGGCACAGGAGGGGAAUACUUUAAAAUUAGAGAGAGGUUCCUUGUUGUCAAAACUUCUAGAGUUGGAAUCAAAGAUUUCAUUAAUGCAACGUGACCAAGAACAGCUUUGGACAAUAAACGAAGAACUUAAUUCAGAAAAUAAAAAAAUCGUCAAGCAGAAGGAAGAAGCUGAGGCCAAAAGCCAGCAGGACAGCACAGAAAAGGUAGCACUCAUUUCUGAGAAAACCAAAUUACUCUCUGAACUAGAGGCAGUCCGGGCGGACCUUCUGAAGAUAACUCAAGAAAAUGAUGCUCUCCGGUCUUCGGAGUCAACCUUGCUCCAACAGUUGAAAGAACUUCAGGCCAGCAAAGAUGUCGUGGAUGUGUUAUAUCAGAAACGUAUCGAGGAAUGGGAAGAACUGGAGAAUUGUCAGAAGAAACUUUUGGAAGAGAAAGAUGCAGUUGUUAAAGACAAAGAUGAUAUUAUUCAGAAGCUGGAAAUCUCUAGUGAGGCCUUGGCCAGAGAUCAAAGAGAGCUACUCCAAAAAGUGUCAACUCUGACUGCAGAGAGAGAUUCAGCCCUAGGUAAACACUCAGAUCUUAAAAACACACAUAUAGCCUUAAAAAAUGAAAUGAACAGUCUGUUGCAGACUAGUCAGAGCCUGCAGUCCGAGAAGGAGAUGCUCUGUAAAAGCGUAGAAGAGCUGCGUGCGAGUUUAGACCAUACGGUUAGUGAAAACCAAGCAUUAAAAGAGAGAACAGAAGAGAUGCAAACAGAGCUAGAGACCGAACAUAAAGAACGUAAAACAGUGAUGAAAGACAACACGGAGUUGAAGGAUUCCCUUGCUAAUCUCUCUCAUCUUCUUGAGGAAAUGAAAGCCUCAAGAGAGCGGUCCCAUUCUGAAUGUAUUCAGUUGCUUCAAGAGAAAGAGGCUCUUUCUUCGUCAGAACGAAGGCUUCUGGCUGAAAGGGAGGAACUUUUAAAUGAAAAUAAGGCAAUUACUGAAAAGCUUGCUAAGGCCACAGCAGAUGCCACACUUGCUGAGAGAGUCUUUACUGAGAAAAUAAACAAACUGAACUUAGAAAAGGAAUCUGUUUUUUGUAAGUUGUUGCAAUUUGAAAAGCACAAUGAAGCUCUUCUCCAAGAGAAGAAUGAAUUGGAGAACAAAUACUCAGAGCUUCUUGAAGAAAACGAGUCUUCUGCAAAUGCAAUUUCUGAUAUGAAGAGAGAACAUGAACUGGACAUCUCCAUCAAGACAGCUCUGGCCCAGGAGAACACCGUGCUCCAAGAUUCCAUUGAAGCCCUCAAGGAAGAACUAAGUAAGAAGACUCUAGAAAAUCAAGAGCUGAUAGCCUGUAAACACGACCUUUCAGAUCUUCUGAAAGAGGCCCAGGAUGCCAAAAGAACAUUAGAAGAUGAACUGACUGCUGUAUCACAUGCCAAGCAGGUCCUGUCAUCUUCAUUCAAGACCUGCUCCUCUGAUAGGGAAAUGCUGACCCGAGAGAGGGCUGAGUUGCAAGAUAAGUGUCAGAAAUUAAAUGGAGAGGUUGCGAUUAUGAAAGAAAACCUGACCAUAGAACAGGAAGCUAGAAAACUAGACAAGGAAUCAUUUUUGUUGGAACAGAAAGAAAAAUCUGAAGCUAAACUGGUGGAAAUAAUUAAAGAAAAAGAAACCCUUUGUGCGGAGACAGAGCGGCUUGCUUCCAGUGUCGAACAACUGAAGAGUGAGUUUGCUUCUGUGUCUAAAUCAAAAGCAGAGCUCCAGGACAUGCACAGCUGUGUCUCCAAGAGGCUGGAUGAUCUUCAACACAGGCAUGAGGUGAUGGAGGAGGAGAGAAUAAAGUUACUUCAGGAAAAUGACAGCUUGCUUGCUGAACAGAGGAGUCUGGUCAUCAUUAAGGAAGAAAUACUAAAAGAGAAGGAGAAAUUCUCCAAGGAUUAUUAUAAACUGCAUGAGGAAGUGGCACUUUUAGAACAAACUAAUAAUGACCUCUCAGGCAAAUUGCUGGUCUCUCAGGGCAAAAAUGAGACGCUGCAGGAAGAGAUGAACAAUCUGGCUUUGAAACUAAAAGAAAUUGAAACUCUCCAGGCCCAAACAGUAGCGCAAAAACUUGAGGUAUUGAAACACCUAUGUAGAUAA
This is a messenger RNA of Leptosomus discolor (cuckoo roller), 2151 nucleotides long. Lineage: Eukaryota; Metazoa; Chordata; Aves; Leptosomiformes; Leptosomidae. The record is from RefSeq and is a predicted model, not a curated record.